Molecule: messenger RNA, 2014 nt
Organism: Aplysia californica (California sea hare)
Lineage: Eukaryota; Metazoa; Mollusca; Gastropoda; Aplysiida; Aplysiidae
Product: spermatogenesis-associated serine-rich protein 1
Exons: 7
Coding region: 485-1291 (268 amino acids)
Source: RefSeq, a predicted model, not a curated record
CAUAGAUAAUGAGUUAGAACUUUUUUCACGCGGACAGAAGAAAAUGACCCGGCUAUAGUAAACGGGGGGAAAUCAUACAUCAGCACGCCUCAAUAAUAGUUUAUAAACCAUGGUUCUCUAUAGAUCUACUGUUGUAUCGGUACUAUUCGUCUAGUUUUACAUGUAUUCGAAAAAGCGUAUAAACUACUCAAAUCCCUUAAGUAAUAUCACCAGCCCAAAGAACAGUAAGGACUGUUUAUGGUUUGACUCCUGAAUGUAGACCCAGAGUAAUGUAAUGAACACGCCAUGUUGACUGGGUAACUUUAAUUAUAGCUACACCGGAAAUUCGCACCAUGGAGACCACAGUAGCGUCAGUUAUGGCGGCGCUUUUCAGGAAGUAGGGAACUUCGUGUAAACAAACGCCAAGCUUGAUUUAUGAACAGAGGAGCUUUCAGUAGCGUAUUUAUCUAGCGGGGCUUCUUUGUCUCAACUGUUGACCUACACCAUGCUCCACGUUACUACUGAGAUAGGCAAACCUGGAAAGAAAGAAAGAGAAAAGAGGCAUUUUCCAGAGCUGACAAAUCAACCUGGAGUUAUACCAGCAUACAAACCUCGAGGACGCCGAUACAUUUCACACAACAACGGACGUGAAGACGAAUGGAGGCCCCACAAUCAGAGUAUUGAUGUCGAGUAUACAGAAGCUGGGCCAGACUGGAGCUCACGACUCAAAUACAUCCCUCAUCCUGAGAAUCCUGAGUAUCCUGCGGCAGAAAUAUGGCCCAACAACUGGCGGAGCAUGCGACCUUACCCAUUCACAUACAAGAGAUCAAACAAUGAGUGGCUGUUAGAUCCAGGACUUACUAAAGUUGGUCUUCGCUGCAUGUUUGAAGGAGUUCACAAGGCAACAGCAACCUCAGUUGAUGAAAUAAACCACAGCAUGAUGUUUGGAAAAGGGAGGAAUGAGGAAGAGAUUGAUAAACGGAACUCCCUCACAGAAGCAUCUCCAGGAGAUAAAAGCUACCAGGUACCGGAGUACUCACCCAGUUUUCACAAACCAGGCUCUGGCAACUCUGUGCAAAAAUUCAGCAUGGGAAAUUCACCUUAUGCUCCUGUUGUAAGGGGAAAGCCUGACACAUUUGUGCCUCUUGUUCCACUGCCUCAGGUUAAAAGAGAAUCCUACCCCAAAAAGACAGAAGGACAACAAAGGCAGGAAGACAUUGAGGCGGUCAAGAAACUAGACACUUGGCUACCAGCAAAGCCCAUUGCAACAACAAUACCACAACUAGAUCCCUCAGAAGUAAAGAAAUACUAGGAUUUUGAUAUGAAACUAGUUUGCGUCAGUAUUUGUCCAGGCUGCAGAAGCCACAAUAUAAGAGUUUACGAACUGUGAUUCCAAACCACCGAAGAUGAAUUUUAAAGAGAAUUUAUUACCUUGUAUAUAAAGAGGUCAUUUUUCUCCCCAUUGGUUAAUCUGUUUCUCCUACUUAUAUAGAAAAACUUCUCCUACUUAUAUAGAAAAACUAUACUUACCUUCAUGUUCUUCUCUCUUUUUUUCCCCUUGGAGUCAUUCUUGUUGAACAUUUGCUGUACAUUAUAUUCAUCGAGGCUGUGACUAUUCAACUACUCAUUGCUAUUUAUUCGGGCACCACCACCCUUUUCCUUUUCCUUGCUUCUUAUAAACUAUUUUAGAAAGAGGUGGACUGCUUUAUUUGUUGUUGUUUUUUGUUAUUGUUUUUGUUGUUGUAUUAUGCCUGUUUUCCACAUUGGCAUGUCUUUUGACAUUGUAAAGGGUUUUAUAACUGAGAACAAAUAAUAAUAAUAAUGGAUAGCAUUUGUUUCAUGCAAAUUCCUACCCAACAGCAAGCUCUAGGUGCUUUCCAAUCUAUACUAUUAUUACCUCAGCAGACCUAAUAGCAUUCUCAAAAAAUUCCAACUUCCUUGGAAGCGUACAGUGUAAGCUGCCCGUUCACUUUCACUUUUUCCUUCCUCUGGUAUCCUUAGGAUGUUGAAAGGAGGUGCAAGUUUCGUUCCUGUG